AUGAUAAAGUAUAGAAUUGAACGCCAUCAAACAGAAUCGAUCUCAUGGAAAUGUGGGGAAUAUGGUUGUCCUGGUCGUCUUAACAGUCUUAAAGAUUAUACAAAACCAGAUUUGAAAACUUCACAUUCGCACGGUCCAGAUCCAGAAAGACUUGCUGUUGAAAAAGUUGUUGUUGAUAUGAGAAAAAGAUGUGGGCGUCAACUUCCAUACGCUGCUUUUCAAGCAUCUAGUCAAGUUGUUACUGAUCCACAAAUAGCAGCUGCAAUACCCAGUUUUGAAAGUCUUAGGUCUACAUUAUAUCGACAUAAAGGAAAUAAAAAUGAACCAUCGACACCAACAUCGUUGCGAAAUCUUUGUAUUCCGGAUAAAUAUGGAAAAUUGUGUACAGGAGAAAAUUUCUUACAAAUUCAAAGUUCAGGUCAGAGAAAACCUUUCGAUUUCUUAUUCUUAAACGCUUUAAUUUCCUGUUCAGGAUAUGUGGUACUCGCGACAGA
Didymodactylos carnosus is the source of this 494-nucleotide messenger RNA. The record is from the annotation of a GenBank genome assembly. NCBI's taxonomy places the organism in Eukaryota, Metazoa, Rotifera, Eurotatoria, Philodinida, Philodinidae.